Leishmania major strain Friedlin is the source of this 2865-nucleotide messenger RNA. RefSeq lists its product as hypothetical. NCBI's taxonomy places the organism in Eukaryota, Euglenozoa, Kinetoplastea, Trypanosomatida, Trypanosomatidae. The coding region runs from base 1 to 2865 and encodes 954 amino acids. The record is from RefSeq and is a predicted model, not a curated record. The transcript has a single exon.
AUGAUGCGUUUGUCGGCACUCUCCCGUGUGGCUUGGAAGCUCACCGGUCUCCAGCUCGCGGCGGCUGUCGGGCGCAAGCCAUCCAUCGCUAAGGCAGUGAAGAAGACGAAAAGGGCACAGAAGAGGUCUGCGUCGAGGCGCGUCACCUCCCGCCGUCGCGGUGCGAGCCCAGCAAGUAGCAGGGAGCCCAUGAUGGAGGCUGCCGGACCGCACGUGGCGGCUGCGCCACCGGGAGCCGCCACCAAGGGCGUGGCCCCUGCAGACGUAAACGUGGCCGAUCUGCACAAGCCGGGCGACAUGACAGAGCUCAUCUCAGCAGCGCGCCUCACAGGCGGUGAGCGCGAGACACACACCAGCGCGUCAUCUCCUCCUCCGCUUUGGAUGCUGCCUGCAUCUGUGCUGCCCUCGUCCUCGCCGCCACCGCCACCGCCGCCUCCCGUGCCAAACCUGAACGGCUGCAGCGUCUCCGUGACAAGGUUGCAGCGCCGCAUCCGCUCUCUUCUUGCGCAACUGGUGCUGCUCUCCCCGGAGCCGCUGCAGCCGAGUGCCCUCUUUUCCCGCUACCGCAGUGCGGUCGACGAGGAAACGGCGAGCAUGUGUGCGUGGGCUGCCCAUGCUGUGUACGAAUACGACCAUGGAUCGCUGCGUUGCGGCGGCAGAGUGGCAAGUCAUGCGGCGCACAGGGAGGCGUUGAGCGAGGGAGAGGCAGGAGCAUACGAUGCCGAGCAGCACACGGCGGGCCCGACGGAGGGCAAUGCCGACAGUGAAGGCAGCAGCAGCAGCGGCGGCGGUGCGGCGGCAGAGCAGCGUGUGCUGUGGAAGCGAGGGCAGCAGCUGUCCCAAGCCUUCCGUGCAAGUGUCGUACCACUGGUGGCGACCCUGUGCGGCGGCCGUGGUAGUGGUGGGGCCGAGGCUUCUGUGGUUCCUCGUCUGCCCGCCAGCCACGAAGUGGAGCAGUGGAUGUUCCUCUCGAUAAUCUUCUCCGACCCCGAGUUCCGCGUCUCGCCGUACUCCGGCGCUGUCUCCUACCCGGCACUGCCGUCCAUGCUGCUGGCGACGGUCGAUCCUGUGCGCGAUCGUGCGGUUGCGAAGCUCUGCUACGCCCUGCAGUGGGGAGUACAGGGGAAGGCUGCCGCCUACGCCACGUUCUGUGAGACCCACGGCACCGGUGGCGCGAAGUACUUGAGCGGCACCACGCGCUGCAAGCAUGAGCCGCAGCCAUCUGUGCCACCAGCCACCGUUCGUGAAGAGGCAGUCACCAACACUUGCGAGUUUGUGUGGCUGAAUGGGGCAGCGGGGUCGCCGACGUGGACCACCGCCCAUGCACAGUACCUUCUCCAUAGCGCCUUGACAGGUGCACGCAAGCCGCUCGACGAGUCGCUCACCGGGUCCGCCUCGUCCACGUCGGGGUUCUCAGCAGACCAGCAGCUGCGCAAGACCAUCUCGGCAGCAGCAGCGCUGCAACACACAUCCGGCCACCCACUUGUGGAUGUGAUGCUGCAGGCUUCGUCUGUGGUCAGCGUUGCGACGCGCGGCGGUGGCUUUCCAACGGGCGAAGCGGAUCUACCCAUGAGUGGUGAUGGUGGUGGUGCGAGGGUGAAGACGACGCGAGGCGCGGCAGCAGCAGCAGCACAGCCCCCAGCCCUCGGAUGGAAUGAAGGAAAAAAGGGCACGGAUGUCGCCAAAUCCUUCGCGACGGACGCCAGCGAAGAUGGGCUGUUCGCCACGAUGAUGGGCGAUCUGCCAACUCCCAGCCUGUCCGCUGGCGCCAUGUACGAGAUAAACCGCCGUCUUAUCGGGCAUCUCUUCCGCCGGCUGGCGGCCAUUCCCAUCUCCGUUGCCCGCCUGUCCACGGUGGUGCGGUGGAACUUGUCCGUCACGCACGCCGCGUAUUACCGCUCCUUCUUUCGCUUCUUACUGCUCACGGCGGCGAACCCGAUGGUGCGUCGCAUGGCUAAUGGUCGACGACAGCGCCGUCAUGCCAACGCCGUGUGCGCCGACGUCUGGGGUGGAAAAGAGGACGACAGGGGUGAGGUGCGAGGCGGCGUUGAAGACGAGGUGCGCAACGCACUCGCCGAGUACGACCCACAUACCUUCAAAUGUCUCCUAAACAGCAGCAGCGCCGAGGGGAGUGCCGCGGCAGCGCUUCGUCGGGCGCUUGUCGCCGACGCCGACGUCACGAAGACGUGUGAGCACAUCGCAAAUACGAUGAUGGAGGUGAUGUGCGUGCGUGUGCUUCCGCACGCGCGACCAGGGCGGGGUUCCGCCGCGACCGCGGCACCGGCAAUGGGCGCAACCUUCUGCGGCUACCCGCUGCGCUUUGUGGAGGUGCUACCAACGUGGUGCAAGACCCCCGAAGAAGUGCUGCAGCACCUGUGGCGUCAGCAAGACCAGCCGCCGCUCUCCGGCAAGGACACGAACUGGCUGGAGAGCAACGAGGAACCGUACAUCCUGGUCUUUUCGCUGGAUCGCGGGGUGCUUGCCACGCGACUGCGCCUCGUCGUCGACAGGUAUUUGGAUCUCGCGAAUGGUGCUGCAGCCUCCGCCGUGUCGCCCCAUGACGCCGCUACGUCACAGGUGACUCUGCAUGAACUUGGACUGAUGACGCUGUGGGCCCACGAGUACGGCGCGGAGAUGGCGGCAGAGCUCCUGUUUGUGCACCUGCUGCCUCGCCACGAGGAGGUGCGGCUGCACCCUCCGAGGGUAAGCGGACCCGCGCUUCGGCAUGGAGAAGCCCACAAGCAGACGGCCAUGGCCAGCGUUGACGGCACCGGCAGCAGUAGCGCCGUCGGCUAUGGCGCAUGGACAGUCGAGUUUGUACCCGCAGUGAGCCCGGAUCCUCGGCGCGGGGCUCUUAUGGGGUGA